CCCUCUCUCAUUCCGCAGCAGACAAACCUCAACUUCUACUACUGCUCUCUGUAGCUCCUUAAAGCGAAAACCUAAAAUUUAUUGGGGGAAGGGUUUUCCUUCUUGUUAAUCUCAUAAUCUCAAUGAUGGAGGACGAUCAGGAAUACGACCAACAGUACGAGGAAGAGGAUGAUGAGGAGAUCACCCAAGAGGAUGCCUGGGCGGUUAUCUCGUCCUACUUCGAGGAUAAAGGUUUGGUGCGGCAACAGCUUGACUCCUUCGACGAGUUCAUCCAGAAUACCAUGCAGGAAAUUGUUGAUGAAUCGGCCGAUAUCGAGAUUCGCCCCGAGUCGCAGCACAACCCCGGUCACCAGUCCGAUUUUGCCGAGACUAUCUAUAAGAUCAGCUUCGGUCAGAUAUACUUAAGUAAGCCAAUGAUGACGGAGUCUGAUGGAGAAACUGCAACCUUGUUUCCUAAGGCUGCUAGGUUGAGGAAUCUCACUUAUUCAGCUCCCUUGUACGUGGAUGUCACAAAGAGGGUUAUAAAGAAAGGGCAUGAUGGUGAAGAAGUAACUGAAACUCAGGAUUUCACCAAAGUUUUCAUUGGGAAAGUGCCAAUUAUGCUGCGUUCAAGUUAUUGCACGCUUUUUCAGAAUUCAGAAAAAGAUUUGACCGAACUUGGGGAGUGUCCAUAUGAUCAAGGUGGCUAUUUUAUUAUUAAUGGGAGUGAAAAAGUCCUCAUAGCUCAAGAGAAGAUGAGCACCAAUCAUGUCUAUGUUUUCAAAAAGAGGCAGCCUAACAAAUAUGCCUAUGUGGCUGAAGUUCGCUCAAUGGCAGAGUCCCAGAACCGGCCACCUAGUACAAUGUUUGUGCGCAUGCUUUCUCGGACAAGUGCCAGAGGGGGUUCGUCAGGGCAAUAUAUACGUGCUACACUUCCAUAUAUUCGAACUGAAAUCCCCAUUAUUAUUGUGUUCCGAGCUUUGGGGUUUGUUGCUGACAAGGAUAUAUUAGAGCACAUAUGCUAUGAUUUCUCUGAUACUCAAAUGAUGGAGUUGCUUCGACCAUCAUUGGAAGAAGCAUUCGUUAUUCAAAAUCAACAGGUUGCUCUUGACUAUAUCGGAAAAAGAGGAGCAACUGUUGGUGUUACUAGGGAAAAGAGGAUUAAGUAUGCUAAAGAGAUCCUUCAAAAGGAAAUGCUACCUCAUGUUGGUACUGGGGAUUUUUGUGAGACAAAGAAAGCUUAUUAUUUUGGGUAUAUUAUUCACCGGCUUCUUCUUUGUGCACUUGGUCGGAGGGCGGAAGAUGAUAGGGAUCAUUACGGCAACAAGAGGCUAGACCUGGCUGGUCCUCUACUUGGAGGUCUAUUUAGAAUGCUUUUCAGAAAGUUAACAAGGGAUGUGCGAGCUUAUGUUCAGAAGUGUGUUGACAAUGGAAAGGAUGUUAACCUGCAAUUUGCUAUCAAAGCAAAAACCAUAACUAGUGGCCUUAAAUAUUCACUUGCCACUGGGAACUGGGGCCAAGCAAAUGCAGCUGGAACAAGAGCAGGAGUGUCACAGGUGUUAAAUCGUUUAACAUAUGCGUCGACGUUGUCACAUUUGCGCAGACUAAACUCCCCUAUUGGCCGAGAAGGGAAGCUUGCCAAACCACGACAGUUGCAUAAUUCUCAGUGGGGGAUGAUGUGUCCGGCUGAAACACCUGAAGGACAAGCAUGUGGGCUGGUUAAGAAUCUCGCUUUGAUGGUCUACAUCACAGUUGGAUCAGCUGCGUAUCCUAUCUUGGAAUUUUUGGAGGAAUGGGGUACAGAGAAUUUUGAGGAAAUUUCUCCUGCUGUUAUUCCCCAAGCAACAAAAAUUUUUGUUAAUGGUUGCUGGGUUGGCAUCCAUCGUGAUCCUGAUAUGUUGGUGAAGACAUUGAGACGGCUAAGGAGACGGGUUGACGUUAACACUGAAGUUGGAGUUGUUAGAGAUAUCCGUCUCAAAGAACUGCGAAUAUAUACUGAUUAUGGUCGUUGUAGUCGUCCUUUAUUCAUUGUGGAGAAGCAAAGGCUUCUCAUAAAGAAGAAAGAUAUCCAUGCACUGCAGCAGAGGGAAAGCCCAGAAGAUGGUGGCUGGCAUGAUCUUGUAGCAAAGGGAUAUAUAGAAUACAUUGACACUGAGGAAGAAGAGACCACAAUGAUUUCCAUGACCAUCAGUGAUCUAGUGCAAGCAAGGAUUAACCCAGAAGAUGCUUAUUCUGACACUUACACUCAUUGUGAGAUCCACCCAUCGUUGAUUUUGGGAGUUUGUGCCUCAAUUAUACCAUUUCCUGACCACAAUCAGUCUCCACGUAAUACAUAUCAAUCUGCUAUGGGUAAGCAAGCCAUGGGAAUAUAUGUCACCAAUUACCAGUUUCGAAUGGAUACGUUGGCCUAUGUUCUCUAUUAUCCUCAAAAACCACUUGUUACAACUAGAGCUAUGGAGCACCUCCAUUUUAGGCAACUUCCUGCUGGCAUUAAUGCUAUUGUUGCCAUUGCAUGCUAUUCUGGGUACAACCAAGAAGAUUCUGUGAUUAUGAACCAAUCAUCAAUAGAUCGUGGAUUCUUUCGAUCCCUUUUCUUCCGUUCAUACAGAGAUGAGGAGAAAAAGAUGGGAACUCUUGUCAAAGAAGAUUUUGGUCGUCCAGACAGGGCUAAUACCAUGGGCAUGCGUCAUGGAUCUUAUGAUAAGUUGGAUGAUGAUGGUCUUGCACCUCCUGGAACAAGAGUUUCAGGGGAGGACGUGAUAAUUGGUAAGACUACACCUAUUUCUCAAGAUGAAGCUCAAGGCCAAGCUUCACGCUAUACAAGACGUGAUCAUAGCAUAAGCUUACGUCAUAGUGAAACUGGCAUAGUUGAUCAGGUUUUGCUGACAACAAAUGCUGAUGGUUUGAGGUUUGUGAAAGUGAGGGUUAGAUCUGUUAGAAUACCCCAGAUAGGAGACAAGUUCAGUAGUAGGCAUGGUCAGAAGGGAACAGUUGGCAUGACUUACACACAGGAGGAUAUGCCAUGGACAAUUGAAGGGAUCACCCCGGAUAUUAUAGUGAAUCCACAUGCUAUUCCCUCUCGUAUGACAAUUGGGCAGCUUAUUGAGUGUAUUAUGGGGAAGGUUGCUGCCCACAUGGGCAAGGAAGGGGAUGCUACUCCUUUUACUGAUGUUACUGUGGACAACAUUAGCAAGGCU
Messenger RNA from Carica papaya (papaya), 3176 nucleotides. It is a transcript of the gene NRPB2, whose product is annotated as DNA-directed RNA polymerase family protein. Gene Ontology annotation, biological process: DNA-templated transcription. Gene Ontology annotation, molecular function: ribonucleoside binding; DNA binding; DNA-directed RNA polymerase activity. NCBI's taxonomy places the organism in Eukaryota, Viridiplantae, Streptophyta, Magnoliopsida, Brassicales, Caricaceae. The record is from RefSeq and is a predicted model, not a curated record.